This is a messenger RNA of Rhipicephalus sanguineus (brown dog tick), 2873 nucleotides long. RefSeq names its product delta(14)-sterol reductase TM7SF2. Gene Ontology annotation, cellular component: endoplasmic reticulum membrane. The record is from RefSeq and is a predicted model, not a curated record. Gene Ontology annotation, biological process: sterol biosynthetic process. Lineage: Eukaryota; Metazoa; Arthropoda; Arachnida; Ixodida; Ixodidae. Gene Ontology annotation, molecular function: oxidoreductase activity, acting on the CH-CH group of donors, NAD or NADP as acceptor.
GAGAAGGUGAAACACGAAACGACCGCGGCGCUUUUCCACACGUGAUCUCGAGGGCGAUGAAUGAAAAGUACUGCGCCGCACUGGAAAACGAUGACCGCUGGAAAGUUUUACUUCGGAGACCCCACCUGCCCGCAUCUACCUGCUGACAAACUCAAAACACGACGAUCUACAGCGCAAAGGCGCGCAAGCGCGAACAAUAUGUUGCAUCAGCGAAGAAACUUCGACGCGGAAUAGCGGAUCCGGUUUGACGGAAGCGGACUACGUGAAGAAAAAAAAAAGUAGGCGUUUUGUUCUGCUUUUAAUCGCUUCGUGUCGGCAAAAAGUCGCGAUCGCGUUACGGUGGAAGAGACUACGAGAAAAAGGGACCCCUCCUGUCUUGUUCACCUCCGAAACCUGAUGCACGGAACAUGAAGAAAAAAAUUCGCAAGAGCAGCACACGAAGUGACCGCCGCAACGUGUACCCACGUGGAACUUUUUCUAACGAGUUGAAAAGUUGUUCCGUGAAAUGCUGAUGAGUGUGAUUUGCAGCAUCUUAGAUGAUUUAUUAGUGCCCGAUAUGAGAGCGUGUUUUCUCUCCCUGUACGGAAAACAAGAACGUGUAUCAAGAGGUGCCCUCGUUUGCAAGUGCCGCGAGUGAUGUCCCAGAUUCGACCGAAAUGCCGAAAAGUAAUGUGGUCCGAAUUUCCUAUUUGCGUGUGUAAACACUCCGAGCGCUGCGUGUACCUUAAAGAAAAAAAAAGAAAAAAAAUUUGACAUCGAAGUUUUCACCCGGUGCGAAUCGAACCUGGGACUUGCGGCACGGAGGUUCGAUGCAAAAGGCAUGGCGCCUCAACGAACACGGCCACAAGCGCAGAAUCGAACGUAGGUGCUCAAAGAUAUGGUUAUGCUAGGGAUCAAAUCUCGAACUGAUACAAAAAUAAGCUUACCAGUCUGGCAGUGGGGCCUGUUGAAGGAUACGACGUCUCAGGUAGACUGGGGCCUACGCCAAAUUAGCGAGGCACAGGCGGCGCGAGCCUUUAGUGAAGCCUGCAGAGAAGUUUUUUUCUUCUUUUCACGUCUUCACCACCGGCAAUGUGAUGCGCCUUGCGCGUGACAGGGAGUAUGAAUCGCGCUUCCUGCAGAGGUCUUAAAGAAGGGGAAACUGCGUUAAACGCCCGUGUGCCUAUGUAUCUGCGCAACCACGUAAGCUAUCGCCAUUCAAAGCCAUGUGAGGGGACGGCAGCCGCCUUUCCAACAUACGGCCAAGGGGGGCUGCAAAUUGCAACAUGCUACUAGAGCUCAAAUAGACAGAUGAUUUUACUCCAACUCCGGUGCUUCGAGGCGUGUACAAAUGGCUUAAUGUCUCACUGCGCCAUCUAGUUGAGGCGGUUCGCAACGCGAAGCGCGCCAUUUUGACCCGCAAAGAUGCGUGCGAGCCUGCCGCUUUUCAAACCGCAUGUGGUUGUUACAAACGCACGGCAUUGUUGACUCCAAAUGCGUUCUGCUAAAAAUAAAAGAAAGUGGACCGCCUCCUCCGUUUGCCCUCGCGGCUUCUCGGGAAGGCUCCGCAAACGCAGUCAUGCGUGCGUGACGUCACGGAAAGUACGCCCAAUGAAACGCGACGUUUUAAAAGUCGUCGCAAAAAAACACCAAUAGCGGGGCACGUUACGUCCACUCGGCCAAUGGCGUCUGGCGGCACCUUUGUCGUUGACAAGGCGUCGGUUGAGUCGAGCCUUUUGAACCGGGCGUAGCACGCGAGGAUGGCUCCCCCGAGGAAGAGCAACGUUGAGGUAGGUUCCCAGGUGGUUGUUAAGGAUCACCCGCUGCCUGCGCGAGUGAUCCACAUCCAGGGCAACCAAUGCCAAAUCCAAUUUGUCGACGACUCGAUCGCCGUCGUGCACCUGUCGUCCGUCACGAAGUCGAGUUCGACAUUGGAGUCAACCAGCGGAGGCGUGGCCACGCCACGCUCACCGUGGACGUCGAGCAGCUUAUCUACCGAGACUUCGGUGACGGUCCGCAGCCGUACCACCCGGAGCCGCUCGUCGUCCAAGUCACCCGAGAAGAAGCGCGUCACGAGCCGCAGCCGGAGCCGCAGCGCAUCCCGGGCCGCCGCCACAUCCUCGAGAACGCCCCGGUCGCCGCAGAAGAAGGCCGCCGCGCCCAAGUCGCCAAGCCCUACCAAGAAGGCCAAAAGUCCGGCCAGGAAAAGCCCAGCGCCAAAGAGCCCCGGACGCCCGGCAAAGACUACACGGCCCAAGAGUCCAGGGCGGCCCAGAUCACCUGCCCCCAAGUCUCCGGCGCGCAAGUCGCCGGCGGCCAAGAGUCCGGCCAGGAAGACUCCGGCUAAGACGAGGGCGCCGUCGAAGUCACCGGCAGGCACCGCUACCCAGCGGAAGAAGAGUGUCAGUCCUGCGAGAGAGAGAGGUGGCGACUCGCCACGGGCUGGCCCUUCGCGCAUCCCGGUGUCCUCCUCGUCUUCCUCGUCAUCGCUGGAAACCGCCUCGCAACCACCAGCUCGCAGCCGCGCGAGCCUCUCCACACCCCUGGGCACCUCCGCCUCGCAGCCCGUGGUGAACCUUGGCGCCAACUCGAUUACACGACGCGUUGUGAGCUCGCCCGCAACGGGCACGGCGCCACAUGUCUACAGCGUGCCCGGCGUGCGGUCUUCCCCCCGCAUCGCCACCAUGCACUCGACCUCGCUGGAAGAAGACGAGGAGGUGGUGCCGUCGACGUCCAAGAAGAGCGUGGUGCAGUUUGUCGAGCCGAAGGGACGCUUCCAGCUCCGCAUGCCGCAGGUGCGGCUGCCCUUCCGCCUGGGCAUGUCACUGAACGCCCUGCUCUGGUUCUUCCUGAUGCCGUCGCUGGCCUUGGUACUCCACCUGCUCUGCCAGAAG